AUGCCAAUAACGAGUGAAAAAUACAUCGAGGCGGUGGAAACAGUGGAUAACGAUGCGGAAAACAUCAGGCGCAGCGGCACCUAUGCGUACGCACCUCAGACGGAUUCUGAGAAAGGGUGCGCUGCGGCUGUCUCCUAUUGGAAAGAAGCCCACGUGAAGCUUGGGAAUCUACCACCCGUGUAUGAAGGAAAUACAGAUGUGUAUGCGGAAAGCCGAAGCCGCUCACUUGUAGCCCUGUACAGCGCCAAAGACGACGCCACCAUCUCCUGCGCGUACAUCACUUGCCCUGUCUCCAUAACGAGCACCACCACAGUUAGUACCCCAACAGAGCCAACUGCUGGUGGGGAGGAAGAAGAGGAAGAGCGCGAGGAUGAAGAGAAUCUUCCCGUAGGUAAUGAGGGAGAACCUAAAAGCCAGCCGAAGCCCGGGCCGACAGCUCGGCGCCUCUCCACAUCCUCGGAGACGAUUACCGGCCUUGUUUGCCUCACCAAUCCUCCAGCUCUUGUACAAGGAGAAAAGCCCUUCUCUGAGGAGGUUUGGGCGGGCAUAAAGGAAGCCAUAGAAAACUCCGCUUCUGCCUCAACGCAGUCUGCUCUCCUUGUCACCGCUUUACUCGUGUUCACUCCAUUCAUCAUUCUCUAG
Eimeria mitis is the source of this 642-nucleotide messenger RNA. Its product is annotated as SAG family member. Lineage: Eukaryota; Apicomplexa; Conoidasida; Eucoccidiorida; Eimeriidae. The transcript is spliced from 3 exons. Bases 1 to 642 code for a protein of 213 amino acids. The record is from RefSeq and is a predicted model, not a curated record.